UGUGAAAUCAACUGCCUGCUUGGUUGUUUGUCUGUCUACACCUAUAGGCUUUUUUAUAUACAUAUAUAUAUUUCUACCCUUUGUAAAUCUUUCUAUCCACCCCCUUGUAUAUCAAAAUUUAGACAGUUUGACAGGUCGUUUUAUCCACACACGCACGCACACACUUAUACAUACGUACAAUCACAGGCGUUCUAGCACACUCAGUAUUCAUGCGAUAAAUUUCUGACAGUUUUUGACAGUUUGACGGCACUCUUCUCACAGCAAGUAGUCAGUAUACGUACGUACUCUCUCUCUCUCCAUAUAUCUCGUUAAGAACUCUGCGUGACUCUACGUAUCUAUCUGUCUCAAUCUGUCGUAUGUUAUAUAUUACAACUGAAGGAGACUGACAUGGGCAACCACCUUAGAUGGCCUUCAAAUAAUUAUUGACAGAUUAGGUGAUAAAUAAAACAAACGAAAAAAAAUUUAUCCUAUUUUGGAAUUUGGACAUUCUGAUAUAUUUCUGAAUUUGUUUCAACGAAAAAUAUUAUCGAUUGAUUAAUUGAUUGAUUGAUUGAUCGCCUGAUUCAUUGUUCACAUUCAAGUACCCCUGUUGGUGAUUGUUUUGCCUAUCAUCUACCCAUCGAUACCAACAUACUUCUAUCCUUGUAUUACAAAAACAAAAAUUCAUUAAUCGAUCGAUUCAUCCAGCCAUCCAGCCAUCAUUUAUCAGGAAAUACAAUCUCACCGAGGUAAAGACGAAAUUCUUCAGUGGAUUAUAGUACUCAUUUACUAUUCAAUGCACCGAAGUUAUUGUAGAUAUUCAACUUUUUUGAGAACAUUCUAUAUCAAUAUUGAUUUGGGAUAUAUAUUGAUCUAUCUGUGUAUCUAUAACUACAUACAUAUACAUCUAUAAAUCGUGUAUUGUAUUUCACCUAUUCUUGGAAUUACGUGAAUAACAACACAACAACAACAGCGGAAAAAAUCAAUAAAUGAACUCAAGUAAUAAUAAACCCCAACAAAAUUCACCUGAAAUAUACUCAUCAUCUUCACCAAAUCGAAUUCCAACGUCUGCCUACUCUUCUUCGUGUAAUAAACAAGUCAGUCAUACUACUGAUAAUAACAAUAACAGUAGUAUUAGUAGUAGUAAUAGUAAUAAUAGUAAGAUGUUAUCCUAUGAUACAAACACUCCAUGUGAUAAACAUGAAGAGAAUACUCCAUCGAUACAUGCCAACCAUCCAUAUCAUUCUGCUAAUGUAACGCCCAUAUCUUCGUCUACAUCCCUACCUUCGUCAACGACGUGUAUAUCCGCUUCCUCUUCAGCGUCCUUAUCUUCAACCUCCACUUCUUCUUCGAAUGCACAAUGUAUUGAUCCCAGUUCUACAACAACAAUGAAUACAGAUCAGCGGACAACACCAACGCCUACAGGAACAAUGACAUUACCGCUAUCCGAUUCAUCGAAUACCUUCACUGCAAGAUCAUCUAAUGACUCCCCAGUUAUUUCAACAUCGUGUAAUAAUGAUCCACGUGUGGAGAACAAUAAUAAUAAUAAUAGUAAUGGUAAUGGUAAUGGGAACAAUUCUGGACAUAUGAAGCGUAAAACGAGUAUGAUGAAGCCUGAGGAUGAUUGUAAUUACGAUAGUAACAGUAAUCAUAGCAACAGUAAUAGUAAUAGUAAUGCUAAUACUAAUACUACUACUAAUAAUAAUGUUAGUAAUAUCUCAUCCUAUUAUCCUACAACCUAUUCGAAUACACCAACACUCGGUGGGAGUGGGGGUGGUGUCAGUGGACCCAAUGUAAAUAAUAAUAAUACAAGUAACAUGAUUCCCAGUGGGGGAGUUGUUACCGCUAAUAACAACAAUCCUACGCAUCGUUUAUCCCUAAGUCAUCCUAUCGGUACAUCAUCACAUCCACAUUUGAUGAAUUAUUCCGAGAUGAAUUCACGACAUUUAAUGCCGACAUCAGCAUCAGCGUCAUCAGUGUCAUCAUCGUCGAAUUCAGGGACAAUGAACAGUAAUCAUCAUACUGGUCAUGGGAUGAAUAAUCACACUAAUAACAGUAGUAACAGCUCAGAAACACCGAUCCACAAAGCUAGAACAGCACUAUAUGAGCAUCCAUUAUUCCCUCUGUUGGCGCUGAUCUUUGAAAAAUGUGAAUUAGCCACCUGUACACCACGUGAUCCAAUGUCAGCGGCAGCUGUUGCAGCAGCCGCUUCUGCAUCUGGUAAUACAAAUCCUGGAAAUAUGGAAGUAUGGUCAUCGGAAUCAUUCAAUGAAGAUAUUAUUGUAUUUGCUAAAGAGUUGGUAAACUCUCAGAAAACAAUUCGUACCAGUGAUCCUGAAUUAGACUCCCUGAUAAUUCAAGCGAUUCAGGUUCUCCGAUUUCAUCUUCUUGAAAUCGAGAAGGUGCAUGAACUCUGUGAUAAUUUUUGUUCUCGUUAUAUAACCUGUUUACGUGGUAAAAUGCCAAUAGACUUAGUGAUUGAAGAUAGAGAUUCAGCUGGAUCCACAGGAUCAGGAAACAGUCCACAACCAGUGAAUUGUUCAGUGAAUCAGUCACAAAUGAAUGCGGCCGCUGCCGCCGGUGGUGGAUUACAACAUCCAGGUUCAAAUCAUCCUGGUUCAGUAAAUAUGUUCAACAGUUUAAUUGAUGAGUCUAAUAGUGGAUUGGCGGCAAUGCAACAACAACAUCAACAACAACAGCAGCAGCAACAUUCUCUCUCACAUCCUGGUAGUAUGUCAAAUUAUGCAAAUAACCCAGGGUUUCGAGGUGAUCCAGCGGCAGCGUAUGCCGCAGUUGCUGCAGCGGCUUCUGUCUCUCAAAUGGGUGGUUUACUGGGUCUUGGUGGUAUGUAUCCUUGCUCAAAUCUUCCUUCAUCAUCGUCAGCAGCGGCAUCCUCAUCAUCAAAUGCAGCAUUUCAUUCAAUGUUUGGUGGUGAUCCACGGUAUAAUCCUAAUUCACAUAGUUCUCCAGCGCCUGGUUUCCCUGACGCUUCAAAUUACUAUGGCCACCAUCAUCAACAGCAACAACAGCAACAGCACCAUCAGUCACAUCAUCAACAUGCCGGUGGUGGUCACUCCAACUACCAUCAUCCUGGUAUGUAUUCAUCAUCAAAUCCAUCAGGGUUUGGCGGCGGGAUGGAUCUAGGCGGAUCUAAUGAUCUGCUCAGACCACCACAUCUUGGUUCACCUUAUUCAAGUCAUCAUCAUCUAUCGAAUGUAUCCGGAAAUUUUAAUAGUAUUAACUCACAAAAUUUUAGUGGACAUCUGCUAGGCAGUGGACAACAUAAUGCUUCGAAUCUCAGUGCAUUUGGACAACAUCAACUGUCAGCUGACGCACUGUCAUCUUCUUCAUCUUCUGGAAUGGUUGGACGAUCAAAAAAUUCCUCCCCAUUACUUGGAAGUGUUGGUAGUCGACGGUCACCGGAUGCAGAUGAUCGGACAAGUCCAAAUGGUGGACUAGGUGGUGCUGGUGGAGGUAAUUCCGGUCAUCGUAAUGGUGGAACAUCCGGAUGUGGUGGAAAUUCCAGUAAUAAUCAUCGUGGUGGGGAUGGAGGAGGAGAUGUCGGCGGGGGUCAUGGUGGUGGGGGUGGCGGGGGUGGAGAUCGUGGUCGAUCGUCUGAUAAUUCAGGAGGUGGUGGGCGUACUGCAACUAAUAAUAAUCAACAUGUUAUGGUUGAUCAAGGUGGUGGUGGUGGUGGUAUAGGGCGCCAAAAUCAUAAUAAUCUUCAUCAGCAUCAUAAUCAACAACAGCAACACCAACAUCCGCAUUCUUCACUGACGCAUAUGUCACAGAAUCUGUCACAAUCUAAUACCCCAAUGUCUCGUAGUCAUGGUAAUGCAAGUCAAGAUAUGAAUAGUGAAGCAGGUGAUGGAAUCGAUAAUUCUAUUGGAUCAGGUGAAAAUCUUGAUGAAUUCGACCUAGAGGAGAAAUCAAUUAAACGUCAAAAGAAACGUGGAAUAUUUCCUAAAGCGGCGACAAAUAUUAUGCGUGCAUGGUUAUUUCAACAUUUAUCACAUCCCUAUCCAUCUGAAGAACAGAAAAAACAGUUGGCCACUGAUACCGGUUUAACCAUCUUACAAGUUAAUAACUGGUUUAUUAAUGCACGAAGACGUAUUGUUCAACCAAUGAUUGAUCAAUCGAAUCGAGCAGGCCCACAUGGUUAUCCACCCGAUGCUACAGGAUGUCUACCGUAUAUGGAUAAUCAACAUUUUGCUGCCUAUGGACGUCCAGGCACUGGUGGCGGAGCUGGAGGAGGUUUUCAUCCCUCAUCUCUACGUCCUGAGGAAUUUUAUGCCGCGGCAGCAGCUGCCGCAGCUAGUAGUACACCAGUUGGAGGAGAUAUUGACAGUCAUAUGAAUAAUACUGGACGUGGAGGCGGAUAUAUGCCGAGUUAUCUUGGCGGGAGUAUGACAGAUUCAGAUUUUCCUGGUGUUAACAAUCCAAUCAGUGGUUAUCCUCGUGGUGGAGGUUAUCCACCAUCUCUGUUAGGUGGUCACCUCCCCUACGGUCCAUAUUCUGCUCCAUCACCCACUCCACCAUCGAAUACAAGCAGUCUAUCUGGAAGACAGUCAUCGAAUCAAUUUCCUGGACAAUUUGGUCUAUUUCAAAAUUCACAUAACACUAAUACUAAUAGUACUAAUUCAGAGAAUAAUAGUAAUAACUAUUCGGCGUCUGAGUCAAAACUGCGUACAGCUGCUGACGUCGACAGUGUUCAAAAAGCGACAUUGGCUGUUGCUCAGUAUGCGGCAGCUCUCGCCUUACAACAGCAACAGCAACAACAACAACAGAAACGUAAUUAUCCUGUAACACCAACAACAACCACGACUGGUCUAAGUCCUGGCUCAAAUAAUUCUACACCCAGUGUAUCUGUUGCCGGAUAUACAUCACCUAACAAUACCUAUCGUGGUAUGACUAACGGACAUCAUUCAAUGUCAAGCCAUCCAACUCCUCUAUCACCAGUGCAUAAUGGAAGUCCUAUCCCAUCGUCUGGUGUUCCAUUCAAUGGAUCUAAUGGUAGUAACAUUCCACCGGCGGCUCAUUUACAACAGCAACAACAGCAACAUUCAAUGACGGCGGCUAGUAGUUCACCGACAUCAUUCCCCGUGUCAAAUAAUCGACAUUCAAAUUUAAGUCUACCACAUUAUGGACAUCAUUCAAAUCAUGUGAGUAAUCUUCAUCAUUCUCACCAUCCUCACCAUCAUCAUGCUCAUCAUGGAGCAGGAGGAUUCCUACCGUCCGUCGGUGGUCAAGAUGCUAUCCCGCAACCAUCGUUACAAGAUAUACAUGCUGGGUAGAUAAAAAACCGCAUACACAUUCACACACACACACACACACAAAAUCAGUAUUUCAGGAAAUCAACAAACAUUUAUGAGGAUAUAUAUGUGUAUGUGCAUAUGUAUUUAUGUAUGUAUGUAUUGAUUAGUUAACGUCUAACUCUUGCCCAACCGAUCGAUAUAUUUGAAACCCGGUGGAUCCAUUUCCUCCCCACAUUAUUAUUAUUACUAUUAUUGGGAUCAUUAGUAUCAUUGCCGCCAUUAUUGCUACCCAUCAUAAUUACAUAACACAAGUACGUAAGCCGACAAACUAACAACACAAACAAACAAACAAAGAGACUGUGAAGUCUGCGCCAAACUUACCAAACAAACACGGAACUGGACAACAUGAACUGAUAAAUAUACAAUGUGGUACAUAUUUAUGUAUGUGUGUAUAUCCUGCAUAACUCAAUUCACCCACCCACCCACACACAUACAUACACACUUAACCUAUUGAUUAGUCAAUUUGUUUUUUGAUCUUAAAACUUCUAGUAUGUUUUUUUCUGUUUGUUUUCGAAAUUUUUCACUUCAGGCAGCUGCUUACUUCAGUUAUGUAUAUUCCUGACCUGUCUCUGCAUGUGUCUGUGUGUGUGAGUGUGCCUGCUGUACAUUUCUCGUAGUGAUUGGUGUUGUUGUUGUUGUUGAUAGUGUCACCAACGGUUGCCAUGGCAACCGACACCACUGUUGUUAUUCAAGAUUGGUGAAUACAGCGAAUUUAAUGAGGAGGAGGGGGAAGAGGAGUACUAGUGAUCUUGACUGUGUGAACUUCAUUUCCCCGAUUAUGCAUAAAGGAUCAUCGUGGAGAUAUUAUCAUAUAUUUGAACUAAGCUUAUCGAUUAUACAUUUACUCAUUUAUCCAUACGCCCACGCACACACACACAUCUUACUAGUCAUGUACUUCUGUUGGUCUUCUUUCUUUCUUCCAUUCUGAACCCCCUUGCACUAUGUGCUUACGAAAUUGAAAAAAAAGUCGAUUGCACUCUAUUGAUCUUCUGUUUUAGUAAUAUUUAUAAUAAUGAUUAUUAUUAUUAUUUCAGUUGUUGUUCUUUCCCCUCCCCCUGACAACAAGACAACCUUUUCUUUUUUAAGCUAAAAAUAGGUGAUUACGUAAUACUAACUGAUCGAUUGAUUGGCUAAUGAUUCCGUCUCUAUCUUUGUUUCUUUUUUUCUUGUUUUUACUUGAUCUUUAACUAAUUUUCAAAUUUCUAUGACUUUUCAUGUGUAUAUUUGUGAGUUUCAGUGCGGAGGGGAGGGGUGCGUACGUGCGUGUACGUGUCAGUACGUUAAUUUGUUGGCCUACUUGUAUGUAUGUCAGUUUAUAUGUAAAUGCGUUCAUUAUUACUAUUAAUAUUAUCAUUACUCUUACUAAAUAACUAACUAUUCUUGUGAGGUAAUUAGGGGAUAGACUGAUCAAGCAGGUUUGAAUUCCUCUGUUCUUACUCUUUUCCCCAUGCACAUUGUUUCUCCAACAUUCACACACACACACACACAGACACAAAGAGACAUUUAUAGAGCCUUUGUGAAAGGAAAACAUGAUCUUGAUUCUUGACUUUGAUAUUACUCAUUUUUAGUUCCUUCGUCAGUCGCCCGCACACACACACACACACAUACAUGUAUACAAAGACAUUUAUUUGAAAGUGAUUCGUUAAGACAUUAACUAUGUAUUCAGAAAAAAGCGAAGCAAAAAAACCUAUUACACAACAUGAGUAAUCGAUCCCGUGUAGAAUCAAUAUUAGCGUUAUCAACGGCAUCAUUAUCCGAAUGAAAACUUCACCACCUAUCACAUACUUAUCCCAACCUCCCACACAGUUCAUGUACUCGUUAUGUACACACACACAUACAGACAGACACAGAUAGACAUUGAGAUUGAAUGAUCCACCGCUUCUUGAUAUACCCCUUCGGCACCCCACCCCACCCCCCAACGUCAUCACAUCCACCUACGCUGUGUACAACAAAUACUACUAUUACUACUACGGAUGCUAUUGUAUUCUAAAAUAUGAAUGAUGAAAGUAGUAGUCUACCGAAAAAUAUCAUUUCCCAACCCCCCUCCCCGUCACCCACCCACACAGUCUCCCCCUCCCUCCUUGUUAUUUUUCCUCCAAUAUUCCCUUCUUGGGUUUUUUUUUAUAAAAUAAUAAUAAUAAUAGUAGUAAUAAUAAUGAUAAUAAACUGGAGGAUAUAUCCAUAUAUGCCUACGAACUCUUUUUCCUACUAAUUAUUCAAUUAAUUUAUCGGCCGAUCAACUGAUUGAUUGAUUGGUCGAUUGAUCGAUCGAUCGAUCGAUAAGAUCAAGUGAUCGUGAAAAGAAAAACUUUUUUUCUCUUUUUUUUGGUUGCCGCACAUUUUAUUUUUGUUUUACUUCUAUCUAACUAUCUAUCUAUCUAUUAUUAUUAUUAUAAAUGGCAAAACGUACACACACACACCCACACACACAAACAAACAAACAAAUAUGCAGACACUGCUCACACACACAGGCGCAUAUAUAUAUAUAAUAUACGUAUAUGUAUACACAAAUAUGAAAAUUAAAAAAAUUUCGGUCUUCAUCUAUAAAUAAACUUGUGUAAUAGUUGA
Trichobilharzia regenti is the source of this 7862-nucleotide messenger RNA. NCBI's taxonomy places the organism in Eukaryota, Metazoa, Platyhelminthes, Trematoda, Strigeidida, Schistosomatidae. The record is from the annotation of a GenBank genome assembly.